Messenger RNA from Pezoporus occidentalis (night parrot), 4473 nucleotides. It is a transcript of the gene CD200R1, whose product is annotated as CD200 receptor 1. Bases 275 to 1264 code for a protein of 329 amino acids. NCBI's taxonomy places the organism in Eukaryota, Metazoa, Chordata, Aves, Psittaciformes, Psittacidae. The transcript is spliced from 6 exons. Gene Ontology annotation, biological process: regulation of neuroinflammatory response. Gene Ontology annotation, cellular component: external side of plasma membrane. The record is from RefSeq and is a predicted model, not a curated record. Gene Ontology annotation, molecular function: signaling receptor activity.
UCAUCAGCGCCCUGAGGAGAGCCAAUGAACGGAAGGCAGACUUAUUCAGUCUGUUUCCUCAGCGUUUGCCUAGGCUCUCUGCACAGGAAGCCUAGUGCUCUGAGAAGUCAGAAGGAGGAACCUCUCCAGCUUUGAGGAGCCAGUCGAUCAGGAACACGCAGCGCUAGAGGAAAGGAGUGAGAAAGGGGGAGAGAAAACACUGACAUUGGCUGCUGAGGAUGCACUGGCAGGCAAGAAACACUCCCCAUGACCACAGCUAGGCUGGAGGUGGGCCAUGAAAGCAGGAGCCGACAUGAAUAUUGCUGGGAAGACUGUGUGUGUUUUUGUGCUGCUCACCAUCACCAAGAUCACAAGAACAGUAGGGAACAAAAGAGUGUCAGUGACGGUAGGUCACAGCUCUGUGCUCACCUGCCCUACCAAAUCAAAUAGAACUAUGGUAACAUGGAAAAUCAGCCCCAGGGUUGGAGGCCCCUGCACCUUGGGAUACAGGAGCGAUCAGAACAAGACAGACAGAACCAAUUGCAGCGACAGCAUGAACUGGAAGUUCAGACCAGAUCAGGACCCUGCCCUUGAGAUACAACAAGUGGGAAUAGCCCACGAGGGAAAUUACAUCUGUGAAGUAGUAUCAACAGAAGGGAAUUUCCAUGAGACACACCACCUGACCGUGCUGGUCCCCCCCACGCUGACCCUGUACUGCGAUAACCAUGGGAGCCCUGUGUGCGAGGCAGUGGCAGGGAGGCCAGCUGCUCGGAUCUCCUGGGUCCUGGAGAGCAGCUUUACCCCCAGGGAAGAAGGCCAUGACAACGGGACAGUGACUGUGGUCAGCAAGUUCACAGCACAUGGCAGCAAUGUGACUAACGCAACCUGCUUCAUGUCCCACCCAGCUGGGAACCAGAGCAACUCCAUAGCCUGUCGUCCCUCAGAGACCAGCUUUAUCCUGCAUGCCUCCAUUUUUCUUUGUUUCCUGAGUGUUUUAACCUUCAUGGCUGUCAUUUACUAUUUUAAGCUCCGUGGCAACAGACCAUGCUACAAAACCAAACCUUCUGAAACUGCCCAAAACAGGCAAACACCACAGUUAAGGAGGACAAUACAAAUUAGACCAUCAACGAAUCAUGGAUCUUCUGGUAGCCCUGAAAACAUGGAUGACACAAUGGAAGUGGAACCUUAUACUAUUUAUGUGCAGAAGGAAAACGUAAUUUACAACUCAGUGUCUGAUCUGACAGUGGGGAAGAAUCUGCCACAAGGACUGUCGCCAGCAACAUGAAUGAUUCACCAACACUGGAAAGGGAGAGAGACACUUUAUAAAAGACCGGUUAUAGAAAGAAACUUCUCAGAGGAUUUCUUUGGGUUUUGGGGCAGCAUAGCUCGCUAGGUCUGUUCAGACACCCGUGCUUGCUGAGGGGUCUGUAUAGUUCUUUUUCCCUGCUCAGGAAAGGAAACAGGUUUCCUGUUACUCCUUGGGAAAAUGUGACCGACUCCAUGCCAUGAUUUUUCCUGGAAAAUCUGUUGUCAUCCUCCCUUUGCUGUUCUUGCCUUGGAGAUCCUAGGUUUACCAGUCACUUCUAGGCAUUACUUUGAUGCACUUGACACUAUGUUGCAGACAUUUGAGAGACUGGAGUAGUGUUAUGCCUGAACUAAAAUGAAACAGUCUCCGAUCAACAGCCACUUCUUUUUAGUUCAUGAAUUACUAACACAGUGGCCUGGGUACUGAUCAUCACAGAAUAGCUCAAAUGGUGGAAGAUAUUGGUAGGGAAGAUUUUUAAUUCCCCCAGUUCUGAAAAUGGAAAGGAGUGAUGAAUUUAGAAAGUCAUCCACUAAGAAAGAGAAUUCACUAGCAUCAUUAAUUUACUUGUUAGGUUCAUAUUCGGUAUUUCCACUAAAUGUGUUCAUUCUGUAUCGCAAGUUGUUGUUAUGAUUAUUUUUCCAUAAGAUUCUCUCACGAUAUGGUAUUGCUCUCUUCUGUAAGGGUAUUGGCAUUAAGAUACUGUAAAAUAAUUAUGUUACUCAAAUCCGGUAACUCAAAUCUGUUUUUUAACAGAAACAAACAUCAAAUAUUUCAUAAACUAAGAUGGGUUCAAAGAUAUCUGCUAUAACUGUGCAAUAAUGUAGAAAAAGAUAAAAUGCUUACUAAUUCUAGUCAUAUUUAUUUUAGCUACCACAAUUGAAGUUUCUUUUAAUUCAUAUUUCUAGGUGUUUUAUUGAUCAUCUUUUGAAUAUAUUUGCAAGUUCACUUUUUUGUAUGUAAAUUAGUUCAUGUAUCUUAAUGUGUCUCACAUUGAGGUGACUUCUCACAUUCCAAAAAUAUCAUUUGGGAGUAAGUCAAAUAAAUUGUUCUCUAUAUACUACCAGUUCUUAAACUUUUUGGAUUGUUGCAUUACUAGCUAAAGUCUAAACAGGCGUUAUUGUAAAAGUAAAGAAAUCCAUUUGUAAUUCUCUGUUUACUACCUCUUAUUUGAGUAUUUUAAAAGACUGACCAGGUAUUUGAUCUGAUAGUAGGAUCAGAAGAAACAGAUUUUUCCUCUAGACAGUAGAAGAGUCUUUGCCACACAUUGCUAGAGCUUUCUUUUGAGACACCCUCCCAAGAACUAUAACUGAGUGCUUGGAAAACAGACUUCUAAAUUAAUUGCAGUUCCUAAAUGUAUUACUCAUGUAAACUGAUACAUACUGGUUAUUUAUUCUCACUCUAGCAACUUUUGUCCAGGUGCUCUCAGCAUGCAAGUAUUGCUUUUCGCCAUUUCUGUAUGUCAUGUUAGAAUAGAAGGGAUCAAAGAUGAAUAUCAAUCAACUACAAACAAGUUUAAAGGAACCUCAGUUUCCAGUGACUUACCAAGGAAGAGAGUCAGUCAACUUAGUCAUAAUCCCCUAAAAUUCACCACUUAAAAUAGGUGUAACAGCGUCCAAUGUCCUUUCUCCCACCCAAAACCAGAGUGCCAUCAGUUCUUAGACUUUUUUCUGUGACUAGAAAGUCAUUUAUGUUGUUCAGUGACCAUAAAGUGGGGUUCAUCCUAUGAGACAGCAGCUCUUGAAAGUAGAUUCUUGAUAGUUUAUAUGUAAUAUGUUACAUUUACAGAAGCAUACUAUCUCCUAACCUGCCGUGUAGGUGUAGCGUUUUAUACUCCUUUGCAGACCUAUUACCUUGUGCUAGAUCAGGUGUUUCAGAGCUGGAUGUUGCUAACUUGCUAACUGGUUGAUUAUUUCCUGUCCUCUAAUUUGUUCCACAUUCAGGCCUGCUAUGGGCAGAAAACAAGAUUUUGGUUUGUGACUGGGAUAAAUAUGAGUUGAGUCUUAUGUAUACACACAUAUACUAUAAGUUCUUUGUGCCUAGCAGUACAGAAGGUCUAGAGGAGAAAGUCCCUUCCUGCACUUUUCUUUCUCUAUCAGUGUACUUGCUACUUCUCUUUGCAACGUGCUGCUAUUGUACUGCAGUCACCCUCCACACAAAAGUGCUGUGUUGACUGUCUCUUAGCAGUCAGGCAAGUCUGCCCUAUAAAUUCCCCAGCAUGUUGCAAAGUCACAGGAAGAAAGUCUGCAGCUUUUUAGCUCCUCCCAUAAAGAAAGGUUUUGUCUUUAACCACAUCUACCAGUGCUAUCUCUUGCUGAAACAUUUAAUUUUGUUAAAUUUGUGUCUCCCACCUUUGCUGAUAUAUUUUAUCUUCAGACACGCAUUCCAGUCUCUUGACAAUUUGCAGAUGCCAUUCCAGCUCUAAUUGGGCAGUUGUAAACAUGAUUAUCUUAUGACUAUAGAGUCCCGAGCACCAAGCUCACAUCAAGACAGCAGGUUCUGUGCUAUUGUCCAUCCGCAGAGCAGCUGCUCAUUGAAGUGCAACAGGCCUUCUCCAGACUAAGAUGGCACCGGCAGUGCUAAAAAAUGCAUUCAUUGCAAAUCCUGAGAGUGAACUUAGCUUCUGUACAAACAUCAGUUCUUGGGCCUUCUUCACCAGAAAUUAUUUCAUGGGAACAAAGUCAAGCCCUUCAUCACUCAUUACAGCAACAUGUAAGAUUUCGUCAGAUUGCAAAUUGUAGCAGAAAGGUCAUUGUAUCAUCACUUACCUGCUUCAAAUGCUUUCCUAACAACAGAAUCCAUUAAAAGUGGUGUUUCAGAUAUUACCCUGUCUCUGCAUCCCAGUAAGUUUUAGGAGUUACAACUACAUUCUCCUGCCAGUAUCACCUACUCAUAUUUGUAGUUUACUACUUAUCCUGCUGUGCACUGUAGCUGUCCACUGAACCCUUCUGGUUCAGCGUGUAACUGCUCUGUAGUUCUGCCCAGCUUACUUCCAAUUGUGAAUUAAAAUGACUACAGUAGCUUCUACUUUCAUCUUAUUGGCAACAGAAAUUAGAGCUGGAUGACUUUCACAUGAGCAUUGACAUAGUCACCUAGCUCUAGAUGUAGAAAGGACUUCCUCAUGAAAAAAUAAUUUCCUCAUGCAAAUCUAGAGUAUAAGUGCAUUGGCAAGGGAAUGCUAAAGAAAUGUU